AUGGACAUGAACAUGGACAUGCACCAUCAUCACGAACCAGCAAGCACCACCGACACCCACAGUUCAACCACCGGUCCCAAUCCAAGCAAUGACUCAUCCAUGUCAAUGUCAAUGUCAAUGCCGACCGUCUUCACGACCAGCACGCAAGUGACGAUUCUCUUCACCGGUUGGACCACUACCUCCGUCCCAUCAUACAUCCUCACCCUACUGUUCCUCUUCCUUCUGGCCGUCCUUAACCGAUUCCUCACGGCCUGGAAAUCCCAACUCGAGCGAUCAUGGAAUCAAAAACUCAAUCGACAAACAUCGCAGACGAAUACCGUGACCCUCAGCGCCGUUCCACGCAGAGCUGGCUCUCGAAUCGCGAAGGAAAGACUGAGUCCGCUGCCGAGGUAUAUGCGCAUCGAUGAAGAGGAACGCCAUGAUUGUCGCUCUCAGGGCCAUGAAAGUAUCGAGAAAACAGAUGAUGCGAAGGCUUCUUUGUUAAGUAGGGUUCAAAAUGCGCUCCCUACCCAGAAACGAUGGCAAGCGAGUCGAGCAUGGAGCAUUUGGCAAGACGGGCUUUUCUCAGUCCUGGAGUGUGUCAAGGCGGCAAUUGGGUAUUUUUUGAUGCUCACUGUCAUGACCUUCAACGUCGGCGUUUUCUGUGCCGUUCUGGGUGGCAUCUUUGUCGGCGAGUUAGCAUUGGAUGGCGCCCAAUCCGACCUCAACUGGACCUCCGCCAGCAUCCACCACCGCGGCGCCGACUACAUCGACGUCAAAUUCACCGCCCGCGAAGGCGACUUCCACUGGGUCAUUUUUGACAAGCUCGCCGGCGCAUACCAGUACUUUGUGAACCACGACCUCCCUACCCUCGGCGAAUUCCGAACCCUCUGGCGUCUCGACAACGGGUCCUUCCCCAACGGCCGCACAAAUAUCAAGGACAGCCCAUUGCCCGAUCUCGCUGAGUAUCCUGUCUCCACGAAGGUGCAGGACGAGACGUGGCAGCGUGCCGAUGGGUCUUAUAUCACUAAGUACGAUUUCACUGCGUGGGUUCGGGACUUGGACUUUUAUGGCGUCUAUGGGGAGGAGUUCGGUUCGUGGUAUAUUAAUCCUGGGAAGGAUUAUUAUAACGGGAAUCAGUUGAAACAGGAACUUACUGUGCAUCGCGAGAGCCAGACCGGCGAUGCUGUUCAGUUGAAUAUGAUUCAUGGGACACAUUUUCAGGUCUCCGCGGUGGAUGAGUUUCCGGAUGGGAAGGUUUGGGGGCCGUGGUUGUGGUAUUUGAACGAUGGCUCGAAAACCGACGCCGCAGCCCGAGCCAGGAAAGAGGAAAAAGCCUGGCCAUACAAAUGGUUCAAGGACAAGGCCUACCACACCCGUGGCUCCGUGUCCGGACGACUGCUCCUCUCCGACGGUCGCCCUGCCGCCGGCGCGUCUGUGUUCCUGGGCGAUAACGACCCUAGCAAAACAGCGCUAGACAUGGGAUCGGAUUACUACUACACCGAGCAGGCCGACAACCAGGGCCGGUUUACCUUCAAGAAUGUGCGCGCGGGCGACUACGGACUGCAGGCGUGGUCAGACGGGGGCAAGAUUCGCGACGUGACGACGUCAUUCCUGCAGAACGAUGUGACGGUGAAGAAGGACAAGCAAACACAGCUGGGCAAGUUGCAGUGGAAGAUCUCUUCGCGGAAGAAGAUCUUCCAGGUCGGUGAUUUUGAUCGGAAGUCUUUGGGUUUCAAGAAUGGUGGGGCGCCGUACCAGCAUGCCCUUGUAGAGCAGUGUCCUGAGGACCUGGUAUAUACGGUUGGCAAGAGCAAGGCCUCGGACUGGUGCUUUGGACAGUCGGCUAAGGGGACUUGGAGUAUUAAGUUCCCGGUUGAGAAGAAGAGCGCGAAUGCGUCUGCGCUGUUGACGGUGUCUUUGGCGGGGUAUUCUUCCGGUACUAAGUCGAGGGUUCUUCUGAAUGGAGACGCGGACAGUCCGAUCGGAAACCUGACGACUCUGCCGAAUGAUCCAGGAAUGUAUCGCUCUGCGACCACGGCCGGAGAGUGGCGGUUGUUCGAAUUUGAUGUGCCAGAGGGGAAGCUGCGCGAGGGAUGGAAUACGGUGGACUUUGAGGUGACGGAGUCGACGAAGUGGAGGGGGUUCAUGUGGGAUAGCAUUGUUUUGGAGGCUUGA
Molecule: messenger RNA, 2157 nt
Organism: Aspergillus affinis
Lineage: Eukaryota; Fungi; Ascomycota; Eurotiomycetes; Eurotiales; Aspergillaceae
Product: putative rhamnogalacturonase
Exons: 4
Coding region: 1-2157 (718 amino acids)
Biological process (GO): carbohydrate metabolic process; copper ion transmembrane transport
Cellular component (GO): membrane
Molecular function (GO): carbohydrate binding; catalytic activity; copper ion transmembrane transporter activity
Source: RefSeq, a predicted model, not a curated record